Messenger RNA from Diplodia corticola, 570 nucleotides. RefSeq names its product peptidase s9 s15 protein. The coding region runs from base 1 to 570 and encodes 189 amino acids. Lineage: Eukaryota; Fungi; Ascomycota; Dothideomycetes; Botryosphaeriales; Botryosphaeriaceae. The transcript has 2 exons. The record is from RefSeq and is a predicted model, not a curated record.
AUGGUUUCCGGGGUGCAGGCUGCCCAGUUCGUCGGCAUCACUGCCUCCAUGUUCGCGGCGGGCCAGAAUGCCACCUUCUCGACAGCUGUCGUCCCCUCCCUGCUCACCCCCAGCGACGAUGAAGCGCGCCUGGUCGCCCACUGGCGCACUGCCUAUGUCCAAGGCUUCUACCUCACCCCUCCACCGCUACUCGUCUCGUGCGUGUCGUUCAGCUAUCUUUCCUACUCGGCCAGGUCGAGCGGCAUGUUGUGUUCGCUCUACGCCGCUGCUGCCGUGCUGGUUCCGGCCAUCGUGCCCGUGCACACGUUUGCCAUCAUGCGCCCCUACAUCGGCGCCCUCUGUCGCCGCGCUGAGAGGCUGGCCGGCCCGGGCCCGGGCACCAAGGCCGAGAGCCUGGGAAAGGAUGAGCCGGCAACCCUCCGCAUCGAGGAGACGCAUUCGACCCGCGAGCUGGUCCGCCUCUGGGGCCUGCACAACGCCUAUCGCACCGUGACCGGCUUCGUUGGCGCUGCUCUGGGUCUCUGGGCCGCCUUAAACCACGCCCGGAUUCUCGCACCGUGCCAAUCGUGA